Messenger RNA from Ctenopharyngodon idella (grass carp), 6646 nucleotides. It is a transcript of the gene adgrd1, whose product is annotated as adhesion G protein-coupled receptor D1. NCBI's taxonomy places the organism in Eukaryota, Metazoa, Chordata, Actinopteri, Cypriniformes, Xenocyprididae. Gene Ontology annotation, molecular function: G protein-coupled receptor activity. The record is from RefSeq and is a predicted model, not a curated record. The coding region runs from base 321 to 3089 and encodes 922 amino acids. Gene Ontology annotation, biological process: adenylate cyclase-activating G protein-coupled receptor signaling pathway; cell surface receptor signaling pathway. Gene Ontology annotation, cellular component: membrane. The transcript is spliced from 26 exons.
UGAUGAGAGCGCGAGCUCAGCGCUUGUUCUUCAUCUUCAUCAAAGCUCGAGCGCAGCGUGCGACACUUAAGGGGUUACGGACUCUAAAACGAUGGAUUACAAACUCUGAAUUUAGUUACCAAUAACAAGUUAUCAUUAUUCCUACUGGUCAUUUUGAACGUCAUAUUCUGACGUACUCAUAACUUUUUUUUCUUAGCAAAAUACCCUAAAAAUAUCUUUACUCUGAUAUAAGCGCAAUGAUUUGUUCGUUUACCAUUAACGGCGCAAUAUAGAUUUGAAGUUUGUAACUUUCUUUUGUUGCUGAAAACUCUUUUUAAACAAUGGACUUAAUAUACUGUAAAGUCCUACUGACUCUCCUGAGCGUAUUUCAGUUCUUUCAGGUUCGUAGUGACACUGUAUCACCGUCAACACAUCCAGGCCUGCAGGUGCUGGCCACGGCUUCACACUACUGGCCCCUGGAUUCAGUGGAAGGGAUCCACGGUCUUUCGGACCAGAUUGGGAACAGAACAGGUCAUGUUAAUGGGACUAAGAUAACUGUCAGAAUCCACAACCACACUGUCCUGACUACCCAUAAUUCUUCCUCUGUGUAUACCAAUGACUCUGCCUACACUAACAUUUCUGCCACUGUAGACAUUGUAGAAGGAAUGGUGAAUAAGGGCAUCUAUCUGAACGGUGAUAAUGGGGCCACUUUCCUUCACUUUGGCAACUACAAGGACUCCUGCAUAAGUGAUCCUACUCUGUGUGGACCUGCCGGGAUAACGUUCUCCUUCUUCUGGAAAAACAAUGAGGUAGAGUCUCGUUUUGCGAUUGCAUCCGGAGGUAAAAUCGUUUCAAGCGGUUUCUCUGUCUACUCCAACCCUCAUGGCGGAUACGUGGAGUUCUACACGAGAGGAGACUCCAAGACAUGGAAAGCACAUAUCAAUCUCCCAGGGCCCUACUGGACACAUGUGCUCUUCACAUGGACCCAAACGGAGGGAUUAAAGGUCUACAUUAAUGGAACAUACAGCACCGGAGACCCCACAGGAAGUGUUUCCCAUAACUAUGGUGAUCCCUAUGCCGAUCUGGUCAUUGGCACAGGAAACACCGGGAGUUACGGCCACUAUGCCACGGGUGCCUUCGAUGAGUUUGUGAUUUGGGAGAGAGCCCUGUCCCCUCAGGAUAUCUGGAUGUACUACAAAGCAGCCAUUGGUGAGAAUGUGAUGUCCACCUUCCCAACCGAAGCAUCCAUCGGUGUCACUGCUGCGACAGAUUCUCAGUUACAGAGAACCACAGAGAUGCCUCGACCUUCCUCCACAAACCUGACAGAGGAAAUUCUGAGACUUCAGGAACCCAUGCAGUUACAAGCACUAGACCUCCUUCAGUCUCUAUCGUUUAACCUUCCAAACAAGACUAUACCUCAGGAAACAGCCAACAACCUUACACAGACUCUACUGAAGAGUGUGGAUGAGGUCAUAACCGCCAGCGACUGGAGAGAAAACGAUGAGUUGAGUCCAGUGGUCAAUGGGCUGGUGGAGACUGUGGAUAAGGUGAUGCUGCAAAUGGCCUCCAAGCUUCGGUCCAGCCCCGACUCAGAGGCUCCUCUGGCCAUAGGGGGCAAGAGUUCUGUGGCAGAUUACUCUCUGAUGAAGAUCCCACAGAACUACAAUCUGCCCAGCUACCGGUUCCCCACACAAGGGAAGAGUUACAUCUCAGUACCAGGAGAGGCCCUUACAAUGCAGUCUCAGACCACGAUCGUGGGACUUUUCUACCACAAAAUGCACAACUACUACAAAAAAAUCAGCCCUCUACAAACAAGGAUAAAUGAGGCGGUGGAUUAUAAAGAUCAUAAGAUCCAGAUGGCCAGUCACCUUAUUUCUCUGAAGGUGGAGCCAUCUCCUGCCCUGUCACUUAACCUGUCCACUGAGCCGCUCAUCCGGAUCGUCCUCACGCAUCAGCUGAGUAAAGAACAGCAGCUCCUGGCCUUAAACCAAAGUAAUAAAGUGUUCCUGUACUGCGCUUUCCUAGACUACAGCUCCAAGGAAGGUGUGUGGUCCAAUGAGGGGUGUGUGAGAGCUGAUGGAAACCUGUCCUUCUCCAUUUGCUUGUGUAACCAUCUGACAAACUUCGCCAUCCUUAUGCAAGUGGUUCCCAUGGAGCUCUCAAAGGCCCACAAGGUGGCGCUGUCCGCAAUUAGUUACAUCGGCUGCUCUAUCUCUAUUUUCUGCCUGGCAAUUACACUGGUGACCUUUGCCGUGUUGUCGUCCGUUAGCACCAUCCGUAACCAGCGUUACCAUAUUCAUGCCAACUUGGCAUUUGCCAUCUUGGUUGCUCAGAUCCUUCUGCUCAUCAGUUUCCGCUUCAGUCCCAGCACUCUCCCAUGUAAGAUCAUGGCCGUGUUGCUGCAUUUCUUCUUCCUCUGUGCGUUCGCCUGGAUGCUGGUGGAAGGACUGCAUCUCUACAGCAUGGUGAUCAAGGUGUUCAGCUCGGAGGGCAGCAAACACUUUUAUUACUAUGCCAUCGGAUGGGGAUGCCCUCUGGUCAUUUGUGUGGUGUCUAUGACCUUGUCACUCAACAGCUAUGGAGAGACUGGCAAUUGCUGGCUGUCUCUGAAUAAUGGGGCGAUUUGGGCUUUUGUAGCCCCUGCUCUGUUUGUUAUAAUGGUGAACAUUGGCAUUUUGGUAGCUGUGACGCGAAUCAUAUCCAGGAUCAGUGCUGAGAACUAUAAGGUUCACGGAGACGCCAACUCUGUGAAGUUGACGACCAAAGCGGUGGCGGUACUCUUGCCCAUCCUGGGCAUAUCAUGGAUCUUCGGAGUUCUGGCAGUGAACGACCACUCCCUGCUUUUCCAGUACAUGUUUGCAGUGUUUAACUCACUACAGGGGUUCUUCAUAUUCCUGUUUCACUGUCUGUUAAACUCUGAGGUCAGAGCUGCUUUCAAACACAAAACCAAAGUGUGGACUUUAACCAGCAGCUCAAUCCGCAACAUCAACGUCAAACCUUUCAACUCAGACAUUAUGAACGGCAACAAAGGGGGUGUGUCUCCCACAAAGAUGAACACAUGGGACAAAAGCACCAACUCAGCCAACCGCAUAGAUUUGUCAGCAGUAUAAUGGCUUCUGAUGAGGACAACAGCGUAGCAAUUCCUGUAGAAGAUGCGCUGUUCUGUAUCGCAUUUUAAAAGAACUUCCAAUGGUGAAAUGGCUACAAACACUUGCAGCUAAUAGUAGAAUAGUUAACACACAACACAAAGUUCUCUGAUGUCAUUUGUUCCUGCUGAUGAUCUCUCUAUUACAAACAUUGGAUGAAGACACAAGGCCCGUUGUUGUGACGAAGGAGCGUAUGACUUUUUCAUCAUUUGCUAAUAAUGUGGCCUGCUGAGGACUCUGAAUUCAACAACUUACUCUCACAGACAGGAGACUCUCCUGCUUGCUCUGCUUGUUUGGAUAACACAUUAGAUCUGUGCUACAUUUGGACCACUGUCUGGCCAUCCUUUAAAGAGAGGAAUCAUCAAGUACAAGUCUGGAGUGUCUCAACUUUAGCAAAAAAGUGAAGUAGCAGCUUUUAUUAAUUCCUGUCCAUCUGGCACUACAGUUCCCGCUAUUGCUUUUAAUUAGACCUGGAAGAACAAUACAAUACUGUCGAAUUUCUCUGGAGUUCUUCCUCAUCAUUGUGACGUUUUUCUCAUUUUUAUCUAGUAGCAUUGUAAAGUGGCACUUUUUAACCAAAUAGGGUUCAAACGGGAACUGAAAAAAUUCUGCUUUUUUCAACAGGAGGUCAGUGAAAAGUGAUAAACCACAAAAUGUUGUUGGUCAACCUCAGGAGGUCAAUCUGAAUAUUAUAGCUGUAUUUUCUAAAUAUUUGUAUGUGAAGUUUGCCGUUUUUGCAACCCUGUUACCAAGACUAGCAAUGAUCAUCAACGUUAGAUGACAAAAUUUUUAUAUAUAUAUAUAUAUAUAUAUAUAUAUAUAUGCAUGUAAGGAAUGUAACUUUUUUAUAAUAAGGAAAAAUCAUGUGAUAACAGGGUUGCAGGCAAACUAUGAGAUACAGAUAAAUAUGUUUUUGGUGAUUAACAUGAAUGAUUACAUUCUGUUAAUGGGUCAUUGACGAAUAAGGUUUUUAAGGUGUUAACAAUGAGAUUAUUUGGUUUUUAAAAUCAAUUAACACUGCUUUUGUCAUUUUUUUAUAAGAUGGACAAAAUUUGAAUUACAAAAAAGUAAUUUGGUUUAACCAAAAUUUCGGUUUUACCGAAUGACACUUUUGGUUAUACCGAAUGACGAUAUCAAACAAUGCUAACAGGCUGAUAUCUAGCUAGCUAGCAAAAGGACAAUCAAACAUUUAUAUUUAGUACAAGUUUUUUAAAAUAUUACAACAUUUUCCAUGUUUUAUAGCGGUUGUACCGAAUGACCUGAUGUUUCGGGACAUGCGUAUGAGCAAGUGAAAACAUUAAUUUUUCAAAUAGUUAAGAGAGAGUUAGUUACUUUGCUUCACGACCACGUGGUCCUUUGCAGGUGUCUGAAUGAUGUCACAUCCUGUCACAUGAUAUUGACCGCAUGACUUGAUCCAAAAUUGUCCCUUUAUAUUGGUUACUCCAAAUGACAUCAAUGAAAUUCAUUUUUUCUGGACAUUCUUUCUCAUAACAAAGCAACGACUUCUAGACACAUACAUUUAUUACAUUUUAAGAUGUUUUAAUCACAAAUGAAGUCGCUGUAUUGGCCUUUGGACGUUUAAACCGAAUGACCUUUUGACAUUUUAAAAUACCUUAAUAUGUAGCAAAAUAUAAUUAAAACCUUUUGGAUUCAAUAAAAGAGAUCUAGUUGUACUACCUUACAUACUUUGGAUGUCAUAUCUUUGUUUUUUAUUAUUAUUAAGGCCUUUGGACAAAAAAAGACCCAUCAUGUCAUUGACCCAAAUAAAUACUAAUUAUUAAUAUAAAAACUAAUACAUUCAGUUUUUUACUAAAAUGAAAAAAAAAAAAGUUAAAGACCUCUGAGGUGGGACAGGUCAUACAGGCAUUUGGUGUUUAAAACUAGCUAUUUUUCAUGCUAGGCUAUUUUCAUGUUAGAUAAUACUUUAUUUAAUAAUUCUUAGAACAAACAAACAUGUGGCUUUUAUGCUUUUUUGUAACUAAACACCUAAUUUUACCCUAUUCAUGAAAAGUGCCACAUAGUUCUGUCAUUUCAUGAUAUUUACUAGUAUGCGUCAGACGUUUGUGAUGUAAAUAACCCAGAACUCAUGUUAAAUUCCCUAAAGCCAGUGUGUGACACACAUAGCCAUACAGUGUCUGUAAUUGUAUUUAUUGGUACCAAGACAGGUCAGUGUAUUUUUAAUGUGUGACCAUAUAUCUUUUAAAUUAUCGUCGUCAUUAUGUUCCAACAAGACUUUGAUACUGCUUGAAAGAUCUUCUUAUUCAGUAUCAUAACUGUUAUUUUUCCUCAACAUUAUAGCUUAAUCAGCUAUUGUUUGUAGUUUAUGAUUGGAUGUCUGUGUGUUCAUGAUCUCUUCCAAGAACAAAUGCAGAAGGUACUUUAUUUUAGCAAGACCUUUUCUCCCAAAUGAACAUUUAAACACCAGGUGCACUUCUUAUCUGAUUGUUAUUUAAUAUUUGAAAAGAAUUGUUUAUGCAGUGUCUCUCAAUUAGGGGACAUUUACUAUUUUUGUGUCUAUAACCCAUUCAUGUAAUGUUUUUCUCAUAUGAAAAUGCAAGAACCAUAGAGUGAUAGUACACCAUAUAUGAUUGGACUUACACAUCUUCACAUUACACAUGCUUCUGAAGUAUUAAAUAGCACCGGUAUGAUCUAAGCACACACACACGAAUGGCCAUAGCAGUGUUUUAAAAUAUAACGCGCCUUUCACAGAGGAAGUGCCUACGAAUUCCAGUAAAGAGUGUUUUUCUUAAAUGUUUAUAAUGUGAGAAAUCUUUCUGUGAAGUUUUUAUUUGAUUUAUUCUGUUUCCUUGAAUUAUUCUGUUGUAAUGAAAAUGAAUUUCCACAGUUUUCUUUUGAAAAAUAAAGAGUAUGCAAAAUAAAAACUAUUUAAGUCUAAUAACUGUACUGUGAUAUGACAUAAGUGAGUUGUACAUAUGUGUAAGUCCUGUAUUCAUACAUAUCUCUUUUAUAAGAGUGCCAUUAGUUUCUGAAUAUAAAUCAGACAGAAAUCAGAAUCAGACUUUCUUUCUGCAUUUUCUGAUUUAUUUUGAGGGGUAAAUCUGCGGAAUGGAUCUAAUGUAACUGAAAUAUUUACAAACAUGCAGUUCUAAUCCUGCAGAAAUCUCUGGGCCUGUACAGAUUCGGUGUAGGCUCUGUCACGGUCAAACAUGAUUUUCAUGAUGUGAAUUCCUAACAAACCCUCCUCUUACAAUGCUGACUACUUAUUCGCCAUGAGGACGGUGAUAUGUGAUAGAUAUUCAUGAGCUUAUUACUUGUGUUUCCUGUGUUUCUUUUAUAUGGUACUCUCACUGAAUCCUUCAUUAGGGUUUACUGUGGGGAAGGAUUAUCUGUGGACAGUAAGAUGCAUUGAAACAUUACCCACAUUGAUUGUGUCUUCACAAGUAAAAUCUGAAUGACGUUUUGAUUGUCUUUGACAUCCAUUACAUUUUAAUGAAGGUCAUUAUGUUUGUAAUAUGCCCUGUAUAUCUCUGUUUUGAAUAAAAUUGACUCUUUAGUAUUGA